Molecule: messenger RNA, 13537 nt
Organism: Xiphophorus hellerii (green swordtail)
Lineage: Eukaryota; Metazoa; Chordata; Actinopteri; Cyprinodontiformes; Poeciliidae
Product: potassium/sodium hyperpolarization-activated cyclic nucleotide-gated channel 2
Exons: 8
Coding region: 3651-7133 (1160 amino acids)
Biological process (GO): potassium ion transmembrane transport; regulation of membrane depolarization; sodium ion transmembrane transport
Cellular component (GO): HCN channel complex; membrane; axon
Molecular function (GO): voltage-gated potassium channel activity
Source: RefSeq, a predicted model, not a curated record
AUUCAUUUAUAUAUAUGAAAAAAGUACAGUAUAUAUAUAUAUAUAUAUAUAUAUAUAUGUUUCUUUUUUUCUCUGACUUACUCAUCCAGAAUUACAUUAGCACGUCAUCCCUAAGGCAUUCAUAUCUUUUCCUCCUUGUAUUUGCAUAGCCACAAGCAUCAAUAAAUUUAGUAGGAAUUGCAUAUAAUAGACUAACAAAGCCAUGCAUUAAUACAGACCUCUGCAGGAGAUAUUUCCUGCCUUCAGCCGCCGCUAUCUAAUGUAACUCUUUCAAUAACUUUGAAUUAAUCGAGUUCCAACAACAUUUAAUUUCCCUUUGGGAUCAAAGUAUUUUUUUUUUUUUUAUUUGAAUUGAAUUUAAGUGACUAAAGUGGAAUGAAAAUGACACGUGAGUUCAAAACAUCUUAAUAAAAAGCACUCCACCAAGGAUGGUUGGAGAACAUUAGUGAACUGCUUGAUGAAGAUUGUCUAUUUGAAAAUACAUCAUGUAUUUAUUAGACGCUCAGACUAAGGCUGAGAAUUUAGGGUUGAUUAACAUCCAGGUGGAGGAUGAGUCACCGGAUCAACCUGUGAGGGCUUUCAUGUUUUAAAUUACCAGGUACAACUAAUUGCAUUUUAUUGCCGAAGCUUUCAAAGUGCCACUAGAUGAGGUGUUGGCACAUUCUUCAGUUGCAAAAAGCUGUUUGGUUGGAUUUGGUGACUUGUUUGCACGGCCAUGACAGAGAGAAGUAUUGAGUAGUUAAAGGGAAGUUCAGUGAGUUUUAUGACUGUGGUUAGAAAGUUUAAUGUAGAAGUCUAUUCCCUUCUUCUUUGUUUUCGGGACAUUUCGGGACCAACAAGGUCAUCACUUCAUCUUCCUUAUUUAGGUGAACAUACUUCACUAUGAUCAAUGAAUGAACCUUAUUAGGAUGUGUCUCCACCUGUGUAUCAAAGCAACAUGUUUCUAGGCCAGCAGCUCCACCUGUUUGCUUUAUUCUGCCAUCGGUCUUUGGCUAUCUUUAAGUCAUUUGUUGUUAACUAUGAGAGUUAGUGUGACUUUAGGUAACUACAACAAAUCCCAGUGCAGCAACAUGCUACUGACUAAUUAGGCAAAGAGAAGCGGGAAGAACAGGUGGGCAGAAACAAAUAAACCAAAAAAAGAAGAACAGAGAUGAAGCUCAGGACUUCCCAGGGCCGAUUUAAAAAAAAAAAAAAGGUGAACUGAAAUAUGAAGCAGAGAAUGCUGUUUUGCAAAUCUGUUUACUGGCUUUGGCGAUAUGUUUUCUUUAUAAAUGUUAAGUGCCGGUGUUAGCUACCACAACAGUUUUUCUAAAGUCUCUAAAAUCAAAUCUGGGUCCAAAAUUAGAGUAGAUCAAAACUAGAUCAGAGAAAACAGGCUAAACACUUUAUCUCCACUCUACGAGACCACUCGAUUAUCAUGGCCUAGAUGUGUAAGAACGGUGCGCUGCGGUUCCUCCGGCUUUGGCUUUCGGCACAUGUGCUUUCAAAAUGUGGGAGAGGAGAUCCCGCUCAGUCUACUGUACUGUUUAAAACCAGCUUGAUAACUUCUUAUAGUGAGGUAAGGAAAGGUUCACUCAACUACAGCUUUUCUAAUUUAAAACUCACCUGUCACGAGGUAAAUCUGUUUUCAGGUAGAUCAUAUGCAUCUGACAACGAGGAGAUUCAACAUUCGUGUGUUUGGAAACUGCUCUGCUUUUGGAUGGGUUGAACUGAAAUGGAAAUACAUUUAUAAAGUAUUCAUAAAUAACUAGAAUAUUUCAGUUUGUCACAAUAAACUCACCAGAUGUUAUGUAAUGAGACUUUAUGUGACUGUCCAGCAUAAAGUACUGUAGUUCAUAACUGUGAAGUGAAAGGUGGCGGCAUCAGAGCCAGUGACUUCCAAAAAGCUGAUAAAGGGAGUCGGGUCUGUUGUGAGGACUGCUCCUGUUGUGAGGACUGCUCUGGAACCUCUGAAGAUCAAUGUAGGACACUUCAUAAAAUGAAGAGCAUAACAGGCAACCCUGAACAUCUUCUUCACAAUGCUGUGAUGCAACAACAGUGUCUUCAGUAAAAGGAUGCUUACAGAUCUGCUGCAACACAGACUCCAACAGAUCAGUCCCAACCUCAGCCAUCACAAUCUAAAACGACUCUUUGUAGUUUGACUUGCAAAAUCAUUUAAUUCCCCUUUGGAAUUAAUAAAUCAUCAUGUUUAGGAACAUUGCCGUGUUAUUGUUCUGUCAUCACAUAAAGUGUUUUUUUCAUGUAGGUUUUUGCUCUGACCCAACAUGUCAUGUGACAGUUUGGGUCUAUUGCGGUUGCUUUCUGCAUCCGAUUCCUUCUCAUCAUUCUUCCAUAAGGUCAGAUUCUGCAGCGUAUAAAUAGGAGUUUUCCUGUUUAUCUUCUCCUGAGUUGCCAUGGGCCUCUUAACUGCUUCUGUGUUCCACCUUUGUUUGGAUGUUUACCAUUCAAUUCUACUUUAACUUUGCUUCUUAUCUCUGUGUUCUUUUCCUCCCGUCUUGAUGAUGGUGCCUGUUUGAUGAUGUUCUCCAACAAACUUCCGAGACGUCGGCAGAACCGCUGGAUUUAAAUUGAGAUGAAAUCAGAUGGACUCUAUUUACGCGUUAGGUGGGUUUUUGUUUCACUAGAUUAUAUUUUGAGGGGAAAAGAGUAAAGUGAGGAUGACAUGAAUGCAUAUAGCACUUUGCAGAAUUACUUUAGGGGAAAAAAUAGAAUGUUUUUCCUUCCAAUACUUCAUGAGAUUUCAUAAAACAAAUAUUGGAGUUUAUUGUUGUAACAGGAUCAAAUGGGGAAAAACCUUUGCAGGGCUAUGUAGUUGAUAGGGACAAAUCUUGUAAGCACAAUUUUCAGUAGUUAAUGAACAUUCUGGUGAUCAGCAAUGCCACUGCAAUAUCUCCCAACAAAAAAAAAAAAAAAGAAAAGCCUAAUAUGGAUGACAAAAGCCCAGCAUUAAGUUCAAUGGCUUGAUCUGUAUCCUGAGUGAACUUCAGUAAUGAACUGCAGGAACAAUUUACAAAUACAGAUGCAAGUUUUGCUUUAAUUUAUCGGAUUUUUCAGGCCGCCAAACCCUCAAUGAUUUGACCUUCUCCUUACGCUUCUGCUUGUGACCAUCUGCUUUGGGUCAGAAUAGAUAGAUGUAGCCCCUAGAGGGCGCUAAACACAUGCCUGGGGUACCAUCGACCAAAGGAAAUUGCUAUAGUCAAAAACGGGGAUAAAAAAACGAGUUAAUGUGAACGUUUAUUAACACGUUUUGAUUCAGCGGUGUUUUGUUAGCUGGUUAUAUGUUGGAAUGUAUUCAGGUCAUUCUUUCAGGUUCACAUUCAAUCUUUAAGUCGAGACAGGCGUGAGCUGGAAACCUCCUUUAAAGUUCGGUGAUCUGUGCAGGAUUUACCUGUAGUUCUAAUUAGUCUAGAUUUCGGUAAACGGCUCGUUUAGAAUGGUGCUUUGUGGACAGGUGACCGUGGGGGGGGGGGGGGGGGGGGGGGAGUGCAAUAGUUUGAAAAAAAGAAGAAGAAAGAAGUCACGUCCAUCCCUCCCUCUCUUAGUCCCUCCUUUCUCCCACUGUCCCUUUUCUUCUGCAUCCUCCCCCCCACCCCUCGCUGGCUGGCCUUUCUCAAAGAUAAUUGGAGGCAAAACUCGACACGCUCAAUGUCAUGGACAGGAAUGAGGUCUCACCGGCGUCUGCUACCACCGUGAAAAAGAAGGCGGUGGGCGGCAGCGGGUGUAGCCGCAUCAGCGCACCCAAGGCAGCCCCAUCCAAAUGCUCCAGAAGCCCCAGCGGACAGAAUUGCUUGAACCCCGGCGCAGCCAGCGGUAGCCAGCCCGGACUGACCAGCGACGUCGUGAUGGAUGAGACGGAGGAAGGAGAAGAGGAGUCCAGGUUUCAGCAUCCGCGGCUGCGCCGAGCCGGGGGGAGCGGCAGCAGCGGAGGUGGUGGAGGAGGAGGAGGAGGCGGCAGUAUCAGGAUGAAGAACUUUACGCCAGGAGGGGGAGCCGCGUCCUCGGCUUUCAGGAGAAACUCCAACAAGGAGCUCUGCCUUACGCACACAGAGGACGUUCCCUCCGCCUCACGACCCACUGCUGCCUCCAGAGCGACCGAGACACCCUGUCCGGGCGAUGCUGCCCAACGCGGCGAGACCUGCGGAGCGUCUGGGGCGGAGGCGUCGGAAUCUGCGGUCGGGGUAGAGGUUUCCAACGCGACAGCGGGUGAUGGUCGCAGCGGAGUCGCUCCAGCAUCCAGCAUGAAAUGCAACAAAAACGGAGAAUGCAGAAGGGACUCGGGUACCGGGAGCCUGCGCUCAAUAAUCCCCAAGCAGGAGAAGCAGACAGCGGGAUCGGGGAGAGCCGAGGACGGAGGCGCUGCCAAGCGGGGAGCCUGUAACUCGACCACCGCCAGUAUGGACGGCUCGAUCACGCCAGGCGGGUCUCUAACCGGAGGGCAAGGAGGGGAGAGCGCCAACCCGGGCGCCACCCCCGUGUCCAGCGGUGUGCCUGAGAAAAAGGACUCCAAGGUGUCCUUCUCCAACGCGCCGAGCCGGAAAGCCUCCUCCUCGCUGCACGGCCCGACCCAGACUCAGACCCAGCAGCCGAGGAACUCUGUAACUUUCCAGAAACAGGAGGAUGGACCGCCGAUUGUGGCCGCCGAGGAUGCAGAACCUCGGGGCAGCCAAGCCAGCUUCAUGCAGCGGCAGUUCAGUAGCAUGCUGCAGCCUGGAGUUAACAAAUUCUCCCUGCGCAUGUAUGGCAGUCAGAAAGCAGUCGAGAAGGAGCAGGAGAGGGUAAAAUCAGCUGGAAACUGGAUUAUACACCCUUAUAGCGAUUUCAGGUUCUAUUGGGAUUUUACAAUGUUGCUGUUCAUGGUGGGCAACCUGAUCAUCAUCCCCGUGGGCAUCACUUUUUUCAAAGAUGAAACCACAACGCCCUGGAUCAUCUUCAACGUUGUCUCCGACACCUUCUUCCUCAUGGACCUGGUGCUCAACUUUCGCACUGGAAUCAUCAUCGAGGACAACUCAGACAUCAUUUUGGACCCUGAAACUAUAAAGAAGAAGUACCUAAAAACUUGGUUUAUUGUAGACUUUAUCUCCUCCAUCCCGGUGGAUUACAUAUUCCUCAUAGUGGAGAAAGGGAUCGACUCGGAGGUGUACAAGACGGCUCGGGCCCUGAGGAUUGUCCGCUUUACCAAGAUCCUAAGUCUUCUGAGGCUGCUGAGGCUCUCCAGAUUAAUACGCUACAUUCACCAGUGGGAAGAGAUCUUCCAUAUGACCUACGACCUGGCCAGCGCGGUGAUGCGGAUCAUCAACCUGAUCGGCAUGAUGCUGCUGUUGUGCCACUGGGACGGCUGCCUACAGUUCCUGGUCCCCAUGCUGCAGGACUUCCCUUCAGACUGCUGGGUUUCCCUUAACAAGAUGGAGAAUGACACUUGGUCAGAACUCUACUCCUUUGCAGUUUUCAAGGCAAUGAGCCACAUGCUGUGCAUCGGUUACGGCCGGCAGGCCCCGGAGAGCCUGUCAGAUAUCUGGCUGACGAUGCUGAGUAUGAUUGUGGGAGCGACCUGCUAUGCUGUCUUUAUUGGCCAUGCAACAGCUUUGAUCCAGUCCCUGGACUCAUCCAGACGACAGUAUCAAGAAAAGUACAAACAAGUGGAGCAGUAUAUGUCCUUCCACAAGCUGCCUGCCGACUUCCGACAGAAAAUCCAUGACUAUUAUGAGCACAGGUACCAGGGCAAGAUGUUUGACGAAGAAAGCAUCCUGGGGGAACUCAGUGAACCUCUCAGAGAGGAAAUAGUGAACUUCAACUGCCGAAAACUGGUGGCAUCCAUGCCGCUGUUUGCCAACGCAGAACCAAACUUUGUUACAGCAAUGCUGACUAAGCUACGUUUUGAGGUGUUCCAACCUCAAGACUAUAUUAUAAGAGAGGGCACCAUUGGCAAAAAAAUGUACUUCAUCCAGCACGGCGUAUGCAGUGUCAUCACCAAAGGCACACUUGCUAUGAAACUGUCUGAUGGCUCUUAUUUUGGAGAGAUUUGCUUAUUGACGAGGGGUCGACGAACAGCCAGCGUGCGAGCAGAGACGUACUGUCGGCUCUACUCUUUGUCUGUUGACAACUUCAACGAAGUUUUAGAAGAGUAUCCAAUGAUGAGAAGAGCCUUCGAAACCGUCGCCAUUGAUCGGCUAGAUCGUAUAGGUAAAAAGAACUCUAUCCUGAUGCACAAGGUUCAGCAUGAUCUCAACUCCGGUGUUUUCAACAACAGGGAGAACGAAAUGAUCCAGGAGAUCGUCAAAUAUGACCGUGAGAUGGUGAAACUAGUGGAUCUGCAGCGGCCGAGGGCCAUGUCUAUGACUCCCUCUAUAGGUGGGAUCUUUGCCCCUCCGGGUCAGCCUCAGUCUGGCUCUGCAAUUGCCACCCUCCAGCAAGCUGUGGCCAUGAGCUUUUGCCCUCAAAUGGCCAGCCCUUUGGUGGGUCCGGGGACUUUGCAGUCCCCGCGCAUGGUGCGACGGUUUCAGGUGAUGCAGAACUUGUCCAGUCCGAUCUCAAUGUCUCCCCUUCAGUCUCAACCUCCCCAAACACUUGGAGGGGCAUUUGGAUCUGCUAUUUCUAGCCCCCCGGUCCAAAGCCCGCUCACAGCUACAGGACGGACUUUUCAGUACAUGGCGAGUGUGGGACCGUCGGGGUCCCAGUUGUCCCUUGUCCAGCACCAUGCACCCAGCCCCACACAGACCACCCAGCAGAGGCCCGCCUCACACAAAAGCACCCACUCUCUCCAUAUGGGUAGUUUGAGCCAGGACACCCGGGCCUUGUCUGCAUCUCAGCCUUCACUCCCCCAGGAAGGAACACCACAGGCUUCCUCUGCAGCCCCCAGCCCCCCGCCCUCCACCCGCACUUCCAACUCCUCCAUUGGCCCCCAACAACCUCCCCACCACAACUUACCGGGACCCUCGGGUGUGGGGAGACCAGCUGGAGCCCAGCAGAGGGUGGCCUUUGCCUCCACUCCUCCUCCAGGUGGACCUACUGGAAUGGGGGCAGUAGCAGCAGCUGCUGGACCGGGACCUCCAGACUCUGGAGUUCCCAAGAAAGAUUCGAUUGUCAGCCUUCCGGAGCUAGACUCUGCCAGAUCCCGGCUGUCUUCCAACUUGUGACCCUAGUGGAGUUCAGUAGAGAGGCCUUUUUUUUGUAGGAAAAUCAGUGCGGUAAAGGUCAGUCCAGCUGAUCAUUCAGCUUGCUAAAUGACCAAUCAGCUACUGCCAGCGCCACCAGUCUUUCAACCUUGGUGCACUGUGUGCUGGUGUCAGCAGGAAGAAAGGAGCUGCUCGAAGUAUUGAAGUACUUUGACUACAGGGAGUCAAUACGAUUAUAUUAGUAUAUAAAAUUAAGGUUGAACUGGUCUGGUCUACUGUGCCAGCACCUUUAGUCUUAGUAUCACCCCUUUCACUCUGCUUCCAAACACCUACUGCAUAUCGCUGACUUUACUGUAAAGAUAUGAUGAAAAGUAUGAUUAAUGUACCAAUUACAUACUGUGUAGAAUCCAUGCAAUGCAAUCUAGCAGGAGCUGGACUUAAAAAUGAAAAUCAGGGACUUGAGGUCAAACGACAAUGACAUUUUAAGCGUUCAAAAGUGUUUUAAAUGUAAUUUUUUUUUCUCCGUAUAAGCUGUCGUAGCAAAAGAACACACAUCUUCAUACCGUUCAAACUAGUAGUGGAGUUAGUGUUUUAGACCGCUGGUCGAUCUUACAUCAAUGUGUAAAUAGUCGAUGAAAAAAGUAAGGAAGGACGUUAUAUUCAUUGUAUCUACCCAAAACCAAAGUUGAGCUUGAACACCAAGUCUGGUUGUGUCUGUAUCAACUAAAAAAGAAACAUAGAAGAAAAUGCCAUUUAUUUAACUGCCUUGAUUCAACGUUAGAAGCCAUAUAUUUGGUUUGCGUGUAUGCAUAUAUGUGAGUGUUGCUGUGUGUGUGCGUGCGUGUGAGUACGUGUGCGUCAGAGAGUUUUUGUUUAUACGUUUUGGUUCCAUUUUCAGAGAAGGGACUCAUGCACUCUACGACGCAUCGUCAAGUAUGACUGGUUGGAAAUGCUGACGGUGGCACUGCCCUGUUUUCAUGAAUCAUCUGGAAAGAGGUCAGCUGUUUGCUCAACAUACUGAUUGUAACCCUAAAGGCAAAGAUGGUUUAAUAAUCUGAGCUUUACUGAAAGGAAACAUUUGUGAACAACCCAUACUGUAUACUUGCUUGUUUCUGUCUAGGUUCAUCGAUUAACACAUGCAAUAUAAUUCUGCAAUACUCUACCCCGCCUAUAUAUAUAAAUAUAUAUAUAUAUAAAUAUGAAUAUCUAUACUUAUGCUGUACAGGAAAGUGGACAUGUUUCUUUAUGUAUUUUUUUCGUUUGUUUUUUAUUAUGUGACAUUUUAAAGAAUCCAGCAGCUAUUGUGGCUUCACUUGAGGUAUUGUAAUCCAGUGACCAUGUUGUUACCUUAACCAAAAAUGUGUGAGGGAAUGAAAGGGUAUGUUGCUGUGUUAUUUUUGUGUUAAAAAAAGAAAACAAAACACUAGACUAACUGCUUACAACUGGUUUAAAGACACAGGAUGAAUCCACGUUUGAGCUCAGCAAGUCAGAUCCUCAAAAAUGUCACCCGAAAGGCAUUUUCAAAUGUUUAAAUUCAUAGGGUGGCCAAUAUGGGGUACAGACGCCUCAGUUGGAAAAAAAAUCACCUAGAACUCCGGUGAAUGUCUCCACUUUUAGGUGCACAGAAAUCCAUUGGUUCGAAGUGCGAGAGUGGGUCGAGGCUUUGAUUAUUUUUAUUCGAAACAUUCUGAUCCUGUUGAAUCUAAAAACUCCUUCUCCUGCUGAAUGUAUGCCAUACGAGGAGGACGACAGCUAAUCAGUUUUAAACUGCCAUGUAAAUAAAGGGACAGAGGAUUUUAUGAUGCAAGGGGGGACUGAGCAUUGCUGUAUGAGUUGCUGAGUGUCUGUGUGAUCUUUUUUUAUAGUCUGUUGAUGCUUAUUUGGGUUGAAGGUUGCUGUAUUUACCAUUUAAACUACAACCCAAUAACCCCAGAUCUGAAUAUUAACGAAAGUCUAAAAAAAUGUACCGAAAAGGGCAUGAAUGAGAGCGUGCUGGAACUACUUUGAACCUCUCUGUCCAAAGUGAGAAGUGAGGACGUCCACUUAAGCACCUUGUGUUGCACUACAACCUUGUAAUCAAAAAGAAAAAAAGGAAGAAAAAAAAAAUUCAAUGUUCUGUUCUCUCAAAACUGUCGUCACACUUCUUCUGGACCCAAUAUAUGGUUAAACUGUAAAGACGAGUAAAAGGGAAGUCAACUGGGGCAGCUGGUUCAUUAUGUUAAACAAACAUGGUGGCCAACUUUUUCAGCUCUGAACAUUGAUUUGGAGCCAAACUGUAAAAUCACUGGACAUUUCACUCAGGUUUGCUACCUUCUCACAGCUAUGUAUUGAUUGCCACAAUGUGGCUUUCCAUUGAUUUAUGUAGACAUGUUUAUUCCCAUAUUUUGAGCUCGUUUACGUAAUCGUCUUGAGUAAUUCUAAUUGGCACAGAAAAAAACCCCAUGAAGUAAUAAUCCUAAGAUUGUUGGUCUCUCGUUGUGAGAUCUUAAAAACUGGUGACAGUCUUUAUCCAAGGGCUUCACUGUAUGGCUUGUGAACCUUUGGUCAUUUUUGUACAGUUGGAACUAAAAUUCGAAGGUGAUUAAAAUGUUUAUUUAUUUUAGUGAUUCAAAUUAAAAACUGAAAUUCUUAUGCAGUUUAAUAUUUUAAGCAUGUAUGUAUUUCUGUUUGUUUUGAUGAUUAUGACUGUCCAUGUACUGCACUUUAUCAGCACUCAAUAUUUGACUGGGCUCCUUUUGCAUGAAUUACUGCAUCAAUGCAACACAAGAAGGAAGUAUUCGGCACGAGGUUCUGCUGAGAUGUCAAGGAAGCCCAAGAUUAGUUUAACUGCUGCCUUCAGCUUGUCUUCAUUGUUGAGUCUUGUGUCUUUCAUCUGCCCCUUGAAAACACUGACAAGUCAGAUUAGCUUUUUGGUCUGUAUAACUCAGUGACACCAAGGACAUUGUUAGUGUGGGUUUUCAUUUUAGAAAAUUAAAUCAGUAUUAAUUUUGUAAAGCUUGUCACGUGAAGUUUCCUGGUAUAAGGCUGUGCUGAUUUUAGUCACAGUGGAAAUUGUUCCCAAAAUCACCACUUACUGUGGAAACUUCAGCCUGGACAGCAAUUAGUUUGGAUUAUAUGCCUCUCCACUUUUCUUCCAUACCCUAGGAUCUUUAUUUUUAUUUCCUUCCAUCUUGAAAAAAAGUACUUUGGGCCACUUGGCAAUUGUCCAAUCCUUUUUCUCCUUAGUCAUAAUGAGACAUCUUUGACCUCGCUGGUUCAGGACUGGCUUUAAACAAAUAAUGCAACGUCUGUCCUAGAUAGAUCUCUGUGUGGUGGCUCUUAAAGCACUGAAAUGGAUGCAUAAAUGUCUCCUUUGGGGAUGAAUAAAGUAUCUAUCAUCAUCAUCAUCAUCAUCACUGAGUCCAGCCCCAGUCCACUACUUGUUGAAACUCCCCAGAAUCUUGAAUGAAGUUUUUUUUCUGAAUAAUUUAAUUCUCAUCUUUGUUGCUGUGCACCUUUCUUUACAACUGUUUUUUCUUCCAUUCAGAUUCUCAUUAAUAUGAAUUAAUAUGCUUGGAUAUUAUGCUAUAAACAGACAGCUUUUUUAGCAGUGGCUUUUUGUGGUUUGUUCUCCUUGUGGAGGGUUUUAGUGCUUUCUGACUUAUGGGUCUCAUGUCAAAUUAUUUUUUGAGAAAGUGGGUUUUCAUUAGUUGUAAGCCAUAAUCAACAAAAUUAAUGGAAACAAAAGUUUGAAUUGUGUAAUUAAUCUAUAAUACGAGUUUUACUUUUUAAGCUGAAUUACUGAAGUAAAUCUACGUUUCAAAACAUUUCUAACUAACUGAGACACUCCUACAAUGAAGGAAACAAAAUUAAAUUUUCUGUUUCACAAAAGAGUAAAAAAACUUAUUUUAGUCUUUCCUGAGUCACAGUACCGCCUCCCCAACCUUUCAGUGACACAUGAAUCAUAAAUUGUUUUCUUUUUUUUCCUGUGGGAAAAGUGAACACCAAAACACCAACACCAUUCUGAAUGAAAUCUGUCUGAGUUGUGUUUUUCUGUGCACUUCAGUACUGUUCUGUCUGAUUAAUUGGUCCUUCUCCUGAGUUCUUUUUGCUAAUACCAGAGUUUGCCCUGUUAAGCUGCUAUCAAGACUGUGCAGGUCUCUGAAUGAGUCCACAGUCGGCAAGAGCAAGAUGAAUGGAGAAUUAAAGAGCUAAUGUUUCAGGCAAUAUCAGGCACCGUCUCUGUUUCAUUGCAUCUACAUGUAGUGUGUAAUUCCCUCCUACUCAAAGGAUGGCAUUUGAGACACUUUGAUCGGCACCGCUCCGUUUGAACCGUCAGCCACAGGCCCGAUACAGCCCCGGCCAAGCGCACACUGCCAGUUUAUCUGUUUUUGUGUUUGUCUCACGGGUUGCUCAGUGUGUCGGCUUCUAGCUGCCAUUGAGACGUGUGUGCUGUAUUGGCCUGAUGGUGGGCCGGUUCAAAGUGUGAUUGUUUAAUAAUUAUUCUUCUGGACUUUGCUGUAAAGUGGGAAUGAAUUCCUUCAAAUGUGUUUGGCACUGACUGACAGUGAUUGAGAAUCUCAAAGUUUCAAGCCUCUCACUCUUGCUGUACCAGAUGUUGAGGGUACUGAAUGCCUUGGUGUUGAUUUAUUAGCAAAUCAGGGUCUUAUGUUUGUCUGUUCUUUCUGAGUUAUCAGUCAGUUUUAUUUGGUUGUAGAUUUAUGAUUUAUAUUUACAAUGUGCCCUCUGCACUUGGACUGUAUAUACCUUGUGCCUAGUACAUCUAGUUUCCACAUAGUCUCCUUUGUGGUAUGUAUGUGCCUGUAAAACUGCAAAUAUGUGUUUUUAUUUCCAACUUGCAAUAUAUGUACAAACCAUUAGAUGACUAGUAUUGCUAAAUUACAAUGACAAUGUCAGUAUAUACAAUUUUCCCUGAUAGGGGAAACACAAAAUUGCACAUUUUAUGUUGGGUUGAACCUUCCAACACCAUGCGCGCUGUACUCGGUUCGUUCAUGUUCUGUACAUAUGGUAUACACAGAGAUGUGGGGCACCUUCUCGGGUUUUCACCACAACCUGGUGUUUAAGCAUCAUUUUUACAAAGAGAGGGUGAGCUCUGGCUAGCUCCUGGUGGAUAUCAGCAGUCUAGACAUUAGCUUAGGAAAGCUGCUUGAGCCAAAAACAGCAGAAGUUAACUAGCAAAACUGUGGAAAUGCUUGCACAAAAUCAAAAUACAUAUACAAAAUGAUAAAAAAAAUAAAUACGUAAAUAAAUAAAAGGCUGUUCAUAUGCUGGAUUAUCGUCGGUCUGUGCUGUUGCACACCCCUUCACACUGAUGCUGGUUGCACACUGAUCUGGUGUUGGCCAUUAAAGGGAAAAAUAAUUCUGUCCAAGACUGAAUCCAAAUCUUGAGUCACAGCAAGUCUUAAACAUGACUCCCAGAUGAGUUAGCUGACAGACAAAGCAGGAGUGCAUGCUUGUAUUUUUCUCAUUUAAGCAGAGUUCUGUGUAUGAUUGUUGUGGGACCUUCAAAUCUAGAAACUGUUGUGUACCAACUACUGUACAAUGAUUUUAUUUAGUCUUACAGUUUAACUUUUGUGUCGUAGCUACUGUAGCCUGCUUAACUUACCUAAGCCUUCUCUCUGCUUCAGGACUCUGUGUGCUUGAGUUUGUGUGUGUGUGUGUGUGUUCCUGUGCCUUUCCUUCUAUAAUGUUGGUCCCACUUGAGAAUAUGAUGCCAUUUAGGGGGUUGAAACCCACACAUAGCUGAGAGAUGCCAGCACAAAUAAAAUAAUAAUAAAAAAACACCUAUAAAAGGUCACAACCACAGCUGUUUUGAAACUUCUAAACAAUAUUGAAAUGCUUUCUAGAAUUGACUCUAGCACAUCCUAGACUUAGUAGCAUUCCACAGCCUGCACGAACGGCUCAGUGUGGGCAUCCAGACACACUUUACCAGCACCAUGAAGAUGACAGCACAGAUCUCUGAAACACGUCUCUUCUCUCAAUGAAAACCAGUCUGCAAACAUCUCAGGCUGUGCUCGGCUUCUGCUCAUACAAAAACAGGCUUAGGUAUUACUCAACUUCAACUCUGUCUUAAGUUGAUGUUUAUAUUCCAGUGACAACUCAGCUCCCAGCCCCAGCCGCAGUUCUUACCAAAUUGGUCUAAAAUGAUGGUGGUGGGAAAACGGGGCUGGUUUGGGUGAUCUUUGUAGUCGUCUUGUCUCUCCAGACUGCGAUACACAGCUGGUGGCUGGGGUGAGGGGCUGAUUUGCUCCUGUGUCCAAAAGGCUGUCUUGUCCACCACCUUUGUUGGUCAACAACACAGAACCACACCCUGGUUUAUCUCAAUAAGCUGGUCUGUCAGUCAGUGGCAAUGUUGUUUCAGCAUCCAUAAACAGACAUAAAAUACCUUGUUGUGCAAUAAAAAAAUGAGCGCAUUGGCAUACUUA